GAAUAAUUAGAUAAAAUAUUUACAAAUAUAUUACUACGAUUUUAUUGAUAUCAUGUUGUGUGUGCGUUGAAAAGCGUGGAGGUUAUUCUUAGUGGAUUCUCGUUCUGUUGUUGUUCAAUUUCCAUGAGUUUAGUUUUUCCAUUGGCUAAGUUUGAAUUCUGUCGGUUGGACGAACGGUCAACGCAGACCGUUGUGAAGUAUUAUUGUGUUGGUUUGCUCUCUUUGCGGUUACGGAGUUAUGGUGGUUCAAAGACACAGCUAGCAUGGUCCAACAAAAUGUUGGAUGGCGUGGGGCGUGUUCACGUUCAGUAGAGACGGGCGCGCGCGGCUGGCCGGAGUGCUGCGCGCGCUGCUCAUUGCCCAGCUCGUCGUCUCCUUGUGCAUGGUCAUCUUCUGCUACAACACCAGCCUGCGGGUGAUGCUGCUGCUUAAGCAUAUACAUAAGGUGACAGUCCUACUCCUGUACGGGCUGAUCCUCUUCCAAGCGUACGGCAUGAAGCUCCACUACACUGGCGGACUGCGCCUCAUAGCCGUGCUGCUGAAGUGUCCCCACUGGAAGCGCGCGACGCUCGUCAGCAGCGUGUGGCUGCUCAGCGGCACGCUCGUCGCCGCCAACGGCAUGCUCGUGUAUGCUGCCUGCAGGGGGACUCUGAAGGCUCUGAUGAAGGAGUUAUCGUCAUCGCUACGUAUCGGUAUCUCUCAGUACUUGACGGAACCGACGUGGAAAGCGCUCAUGGAUACAAUGCAGGUUGAAUUAAGUUGUUGUGGAGCGGACAAGCCGACUGACUGGCACGAGAUACCCUGGAUCAACAUGGAUUUCCUCAACGAAGGAUCCGAAUUGGUUAUGAAAUUAGCGGGUGCUGACGGCAAGGUGCUGCCCCCUGUGUCCCCGUACUCAUGUUGCACGCCGCGUGUACUCGCUCCGUGCUACCACGACCCUUUACAACAGUCGGAGUGGCGCGAGGUGUGGUCGGAGUCGUCCCCGCUGCUGUCUGCGUCGCUCCACACGCGCGGCUGUGUGGAGGCGGUGCGCGCGCCGCUCACCCGCGCACUACUCGCGCUGCAGUGCUUCAACAUGCUCGUCUUCUUGUUCCAAAUCCUGAUAGUAGUCCUGACGCAGCUGCUCCGUACGAGUGCCCGCGAGGCCGUGCUGCGCGGCGACUGCAGUGGCACUGGACGAGGGGUCCUGUUUGGGAGACUACCACUGCAACUACAGCGCACGACAUCGAGUCGAGAAGAAGAGUUGCUGGCGUGUUCGAGUACGAGCGCGGGGGCCGUGGCGGGCCCGGAGCCGGUGCCGGGCCCCAGCUACUGCGCGCACUACUCGCGGCGCGGCCGCAGGCGCCACUGUCGCCCCACCACCAGGAGCAGCUACCCCUACUUGUCUUAGCAUCCGUCAAGUUAUGCAUAACUCUUUUAAAGCUUGUGAAAGUGAAUCUCGUGUGUGUGUUUGACUCUUAUAAACAGAGAUUUAUUUAAGUUAGUGGAGUGGAGUUAACAGUGAAGUGUAAAGGCUACAAGGACUAUCCAUUGACAUUAUUUUAUAAACCUGUACAUAUAAAGUAAAUGUAAAUAAAAGCACAAUAUGAAUCAA
Molecule: messenger RNA, 1594 nt
Organism: Spodoptera frugiperda (fall armyworm)
Lineage: Eukaryota; Metazoa; Arthropoda; Insecta; Lepidoptera; Noctuidae
Product: RDS/peripherin-like protein xRDS35
Exons: 10
Coding region: 284-1390 (368 amino acids)
Biological process (GO): visual perception
Cellular component (GO): membrane
Source: RefSeq, a predicted model, not a curated record